AUGGCAGCUUGCACUGUCUACUCAACACAAUCUCUAAGAACAAACAUCUCAAUUCCAACAUCCUCAAAAUCAAACGUUGGACUCCAUCAAAAACAAGUACUUUUCUUCACAACAAACCAGAAAAGCAACAACAGAAGAACAAACAGCAACAAAAGAUACUUGAUAACAUGUGGAGCAGGUGACUCACAGACAAUUGUGAUUGGUCUAGCAGCCGAUUCAGGUUGUGGAAAAAGCACUUUCAUGAGAAGACUCACAAGUGUUUUUGGAGGAGCAGCAGAACCACCAAAAGGUGGUAAUCCUGAUUCUAACACACUUAUAAGUGACACAACAACUGUCAUAUGUUUGGAUGAUUAUCAUUCCUUGGAUAGAACUGGUAGAAAAGAGAAAGGUGUUACUGCACUUGAUCCAAAAGCUAAUGAUUUUGAUCUUAUGUAUGAACAAGUUAAAGCUAUUAAAGAUGGAAAAUCUGUUCAAAAACCUAUUUAUAAUCAUGUUACUGGUCUUUUGGAUGCUCCUGAGCUUAUUAAACCUCCCAAAAUUUUAGUCAUUGAAGGUCUUCAUCCAAUGUAUGAUUCUAGAGUUAGAGAACUCUUGGACUUCAGUAUUUACUUAGACAUUAGUAAUGAGGUGAAGUUUGCUUGGAAAAUUCAGAGAGACAUGGCAGAACGUGGGCACAGUCUUGAAAGUAUAAAGGCUAGCAUUGAAGCAAGAAAGCCUGAUUUUGAAGCUUAUAUUGAUCCACAAAAGCAAUAUGCAGAUGCAGUUAUAGAAGUGUUACCAACUCAACUCAUCCCCGAUGAUAACGAGGGAAAGAUUCUACGAGUAAGAUUGAUACAGAAAGAGGGUGUUAAAUACUUUAGCCCAGUUUACUUGUUUGACGAAGGUUCAACCAUUUCAUGGAUUCCAUGUGGAAGAAAACUCACAUGCUCUUACUCACAUGCUCUUACCCCGGAAUCAAAUUUUUCUACGGACCAGAAACAUACAAAGGAAACGAGGUGUCAGUUGUGGAAAUGGAUGGACAAUUUGACAGACUAG
This is a messenger RNA of Lathyrus sativus (Indian pea), 1035 nucleotides long. The record is from the annotation of a GenBank genome assembly. NCBI's taxonomy places the organism in Eukaryota, Viridiplantae, Streptophyta, Magnoliopsida, Fabales, Fabaceae.